Messenger RNA from Leptomonas pyrrhocoris, 1816 nucleotides. RefSeq lists its product as hypothetical. The transcript has a single exon. NCBI's taxonomy places the organism in Eukaryota, Euglenozoa, Kinetoplastea, Trypanosomatida, Trypanosomatidae. The record is from RefSeq and is a predicted model, not a curated record. Bases 611 to 1816 code for a protein of 401 amino acids. Gene Ontology annotation, molecular function: protein binding.
AGCCAACUCUUCCAUUAUCUGCUCUUGCACUUCUUGUCGCAUUUGCGGUAUCAAAGAGGCGCAAAAACCAAAGAAAAUAUACCUGCAGCUCACACUGUUGCGCUUCUGUCUACUCAGAACGUUUCUACGUGUGCUUCGGUACCCUCGGCCUCUCCCACACGUACACAUCUGACUAGCGAGUUCACAGAAGCACGUUUUCACCCUGCAGUGCUUGCGACGACAAAGUAUCCUUCAGUUCGAACAACUUCUGUGCCUCUUCACUUGUGCAGACGCUGUCUAGUUGAGAAAUUAAGUGAAAGUAAGCUAUACGCUGAAGUUGGCGUCGUCUUCUUAAUAUCUCCCCCUUUUUUUCUUGCAUCAUUACAUCCACACCUUUUAUUCUUGUUCCAUUCUUUCCGAUUAGCUUUUCUCCUCCAGCAAGGGUCUCGCAGGGCCGCAAACGGUGGCGUUGGUUUGUUUCCAUUGUGCUUUCAUAAGAGGUCUCGCACAGGCGUAGCCGGGUAGCUGGCCGCAUUCCGUAGCGUUCACCGUUGCCCCUUAAUUUCGCCACGCACGAGACGACAAAGAAGGAAGCACCCACAAAAUCGCAUCAGAACAAGGCGACCUCAAAAUGACCCCCCUCGAUGCACUGGAGAAGGAGGUGGCAGACCUGAAAAACAUCCGCGUCUUCAAUGAAGCUGUUCGCAAAGGUGCUGAACAUGUUUUAGCGACUCUGCCGUCGCCGGACAAAGAGAAGGACCCCAACACGAAGGUGCGAAUUCUUUUACUGCGCAGCCGUGCGGCGCUCCUCCUGCCGCGCGUGUCGCGUGACGCGGAAAAAGAUUUAAAUGCGGCACUAAAGCUGCAGCAGGGCUCAGCGGACACGUGGGUGGAGCUGAGCGAAUGUUUGCUGCGCCGCAACGCUUUCAAGGAAGCGUGCGAUGCCCUCGACAGCGCCCUCCGCAUUGACCCGAAUCACACGGAGGCGCUCUGCAAGUACAGCCAAAUUCAACGCAACCGCUGCGGCGAGAGCGGGGUGACGCCGGAGCAGCGCAGGAUGUACCUCGACGAUGCCGUCGCGAAGGGCCGCGCCGCGGUUGCCUCAAACAUCGACGAUGCCGAUGCCUGGAACACCUUGGCGCUGUCGCUGCUGUCGAAGACCACCUUAGAAGGCAUGACGUUUGAGGGCGCCCGCAAGGCCCUGUCUGCUAUGUCGCAGGCGGAGAAGAAGGCCCCAGAGGACCCCGAUGUGCCCUACAACAAGGCGGUGCUGGAGAGCUUGCUUGGUCACUUCGGCACGUCCGCCAUGGACUACUGGAAGGCGCAUGAGCUGGACAAAGACCGCCUGCGAGGCUCGCGCCGUCUCUGCGAGGAGAACACGAAGGUGCUGCUGCGUGCGCUGAAUCGCAUGAAGGCAGUGAACGGCAUCGGCAAGCGCGAGUUCAAGAAGCUGUGCACACGGGUGGAGCAGGCGCACAAGCGAUACCCGGAGAACGCGUCGACCAAGGUGGUGGGUGUGGUGGACAUCAUCACGGAGCCGACGAUGCAACCUGUCACCUUGCUGGUGUCGGAUGAGCAGGGCAAGUUUGGUUUAGUGCUGAUGCACGAGGUGCGCCCCACCACCUUCAAGAUCGGUGAUGUGAUCGCCUACGCUGCCUCGACGCUGGUAGAGACGGUUACACAUCGCGUCACGGCGGGGCCGGCAGUUGAUGAGGGGCCCGUUGAACUCGCUAUUGAACACGCGUACCCCAAUGCGAAGGUGUUGCUCUUGAACGGCCAGCCGUUGCCGAGCUCUGCGCACGUGCCUCUCCAGAUGGCCUCGCGUCUCUUUGCGUAG